Molecule: messenger RNA, 2496 nt
Organism: Cyclocybe aegerita
Lineage: Eukaryota; Fungi; Basidiomycota; Agaricomycetes; Agaricales; Hemipholiotaceae
Source: the annotation of a GenBank genome assembly
AAUGUGUGUCCGAGCCUCACAACAAUUCGGCUGGAAUGUGGCGACCAGGAACAAUGAGGCGCUGUGGUUUUCCUCCUCAGGGUUUGUGUACCGGUGGGGUACAAACAGGUUUCGUUCCUGCUCACUGUCUCUUCCAUCACUCCCUUCAACAUCCUUCAUGGCCGACUCAAGAGCUGGUGCUAGAAUCCACCUUGACGCCGAAUUCGGAACUCGGUCGGAUGCUCCAGACGACCAUGCGCAGAGUUCUUCUCCAACUUCGGCACAACCACCUUCAUCAUACAGCAAAGGCACCAGCAAGAGAGCUGUAAGAUCGACUCGAACGCCGAUAGGUGUACGGGAUGGUGAGGCCCAACGAUCUCAGACAGUUCCCCUCCCCAGCGGGAGUACUAGCGCUGGUGCUCAAUCUCGUCGUGGAGUACGACCACCAGCCUUGACAUCCACCAUGCCCCUCCCCGACACCAGACAGAGGAAGACCUCAUCCCACGCGAAUGAGCCAUACAAUCCUCAAGGCCCCUACUCGGACUACAUUGUGGAACCACUUCCGUCGCCCUCCGCCGAGCAACAAAACCGUGAACAUGACGACAACCCGUACCUGGCGUUCCCCCCUCCCAUGCCCGUCCCGAUUACCGACGUCAGGCACAGUACGUCGUCUUUCCAGACUGAGCCAAGUUCAUACUAUUCCCUGGAAGACAACUGGUCGUCCGUGGGUGGGCCUCCACCUCCCAUGCCGAGGCCUAGUACCAACAAAACGGAGGACGCAGAGCCCGAUAUGACUGUGCCUGGUUUCCGGAGGACAUCCCCAAUUCCUUCAAUGCCCGUACCUGACAUGCCGCCUCCAUCGAUGCCCGUUCCAUCGAUUCCUGUAGGAGCCAACUUGGGUCAGCGAGAGUCAAGGGAAAUUGACCCCCAUGGUACAAUCCGUAUGCCCCAAGCUCCUCCCCAACUAUACCCACCUCCCAGUCCUCGGAGGCAACGCUUGUCUGGAACACCGCCUAUUCCUCCAACUCCCACGAGUCCACCGCCUCAGCCUCCAAUCCCAACGCCUGAGCUACGAAGACCAGGUGCAGUCCACCCUCAUCAUCAGUCAACUGCUCAGCCUUCUGGGUCCAAUCAGGCAGGAAACGGCCAAGGUCCACCGAAGCCCAUCAAACUUCCCCCAACUGCCCCGCUGAAAAUACACCACCAUCCUCCAAGACCCAUAUCAACCGCGACCUCGUCCAGCGGUGGUGGACCAGCAGGCACUGUUACGAUCUUUCCUCAACCAGGUUCUGGACGCGUUUCCACUGUACACGCGCAACCAAGUGGGAGCCGAAUAGAUCAACCAGGUCCAACGAAAGUUGGAGGAACGUCCCAUAUUCCAGCGACGGGAUCCUUGGCCCACCGCCCUGAAGGCCGACCAACACCAGCAUCCUCGCCAGCGCCUCAACCUCAGAAGACAUUUCCCGUGUCCCAUGCGUCCCAGAAGCCCACCUCUAUCUAUAGUCAAGCCAAUACCCAUCGACUCGACUCGAGCCAGUCCCCUGCCCAAUCUGGGCAAGGAAGACCCACGCACAUUGCGCAUAUAUCUACGGCACCAGCCUCUAGCGCAUCGCAGAAGCCUGCAGAACCCCAAACCCAAUCGUCCGCGAUGCCCCGCCCUCCCACAGUACACAGCCAAGGUUCGACAGCUCAGCGUCCAUCGACAGACCAUAGCCAGGCAUCUGCGGCUCAGCGCCCGUCGACGGCCCAUACGGAGGGGUCCUUCGGGCGCCCGCAAGCAACACCAAUCCCCAGCUCUUCGAAACCCGCCCCAAGCGCGCCGAAGCCAACCGCUUCCUCCUCCGCCGGGGCGAAGGAGAAGGAGAAGGACCACUAUAAGGACAGUCAUGCAGCCACUGCGCCGGUACCAACGCGCCCACACCUCCGGGGCGACCCCAGCCAGAUGGACACGCAAUAUGUUAACAUGCUGCUCGCGCUGGACGACAUACCUUUGAUGCAUAACUUGUUGGCGGCGUUCUUCAGCUGGAUUUUGCUCGCUGGCUUCAUCUUGUUCCCGGGUACCUUCACGAGCUUGCAGAAUCUGAGCGCGUCAAAUGGUGGUCAAGUCCCAGCAGAAUUGAUUAAUGCAGUAACGAAUAUACCUUGGUAUGUUAUUGCAUGGGUCUGUUGUGCUGUCGGGGCGUCUGGGAUGCUCUGGUUAUGGUGGAGAUGGAGGAAGAAUUACCUUUGGGCACUGAACAAGGUCUUUUGCCCUGGCCUCCUCAACUGCCUCGCAGGUUUGCUCUCCACCGUCGUCAACAUCUUCGGCGUCCAGCAUGGAGAGCUCGGCACAACGAGCACGUCGACUUUGAUCGUCACCACGGUUUCGACUGGCGUUUUCCUAAUUCUGGCAGGAUUCUAUAGCCUCUGGCUUGUGAGGAGAGUCAAGGCGCGGCACGACCGGGAGGUUGGGAAAGAGAGGGCUGGAAAGUACGGGGAGGGUGUGGUGGACUUGUCGAAGAGAAAACUGCGCGCGUA